Molecule: messenger RNA, 1828 nt
Organism: Prunus mume (Japanese apricot)
Lineage: Eukaryota; Viridiplantae; Streptophyta; Magnoliopsida; Rosales; Rosaceae
Source: RefSeq, a predicted model, not a curated record
CCUUAAUGUUAAAAUCAAAUUAAAAGGAGGAUACGACGUCGUUAGGCUCGGGGGUUGGUGAAAAGUUUUUGCCGUGGGGAAAACUGAAGAGGAACUCCUCCAUCUCUUUCUUGGUUCUGCGUUCCCCCGCGAAUUUGGAAAAAGCGCCAUCUCUGCCCGUCUUUGUCGCUUCCUUCCUUCCUCGCUUCAAUCUUCACAAGGCGUUGAUCCCUCCAAAGCUUUUAGAUCAAGAUCACUCUCAAAUCCCCCACAAACCCAUCUGAUAUCCAUAAUGGUUGCGAAUGCUUUCCGCCAUCCUGUUGGGGUAAUUCAGCUCCAUGGUUCUGUUGGUGACACCGGUUCUAUGAGCAAAUGUAGGCAGAUGUCUUUCAGAUUUAUCUCCAAAAAUUUUGCGGUUGAUGUGGGUUUGCUUAGAAAAGGACAACGUGGUUCUAGACAGUGUAAACUGCAAGUAAUUCGUGCAUCUACUUCUCAAACUUCAACAACUGAUCCAAUUUUAUCUACCUCGAAAGCUGAAAGUGCUUUAAUACUAAUUCGUCAUGGUGAAUCUUUGUGGAAUGAGAAGAACUUGUUCACCGGUUGUGUUGAUGUGCCUUUAACCAAGAGAGGUGUAGAUGAGGCAAUAGAAGCCGGUAAGAGAAUUAGCAACAUCCCUAUAGAUAUGAUUUUCACAUCUUCGCUGAUUCGUGCACAGAUGACAGCUAUGCUUGCCAUGACCCAACACCGCCGAAAGAAGGUACCAAUCAUUACGCAUAACGAGAGUAGACAGGCGAAAACAUGGAGUCAAAUUUACAGUGGAGAUACUAAGAAGCAAUCGAUUCCAGUUGUAACUGCUUGGCAAUUGAACGAAAGAAUGUAUGGUGAAUUACAGGGUCUUAAUAAGCUAGAGACAGCUGAAAGAUAUGGAAAGGAGCAAGUGCAUGAGUGGCGUCGGAGUUAUGAUAUUCCUCCCCCAAGCGGCGAGAGCUUGGAAAUGUGUUCACAAAGAGCUGUAGCCUACUUUAAAGAACAUAUUGAACCAAAACUACAAUCUGGAAAGAACGUGCUGGUUGCUGCCCAUGGGAAUUCGUUAAGGUCUAUAAUCAUGUAUCUUGAGAGAUUAACUUCACAGGAGGUUAUUAGCUUAGAGUUAUCAACCGGUGUACCACUGCUUUAUAUUCAUAAGGAGGAAAAGUUUAUGAGGAGGGGAAGUCCAGUUGGACCUACAGAACCUGGUGUUUAUGCUUAUACUAAGAGUUUAGCUCUCUACAGGCAAGAAUUGGAUAAAAAGUCACAUUGAACUAUAUAAAAGCAGGGGACAACCUAUUUUUACUUGGGGGCUUUUUCUGUUUAUGAAACAAUUGAAGGACAUAUGCCUGGAAUUCUGCAGCAUAUGAAUACAGCUCUGUGCCGUACAAAUUUUUGUUUUUCAAUUUGCAUAUCAGAAGUCACUAAUUAAAACAAGGCAUUGAAUUUCUGUAGUUUCAGUACAUUCCUGACGUCAAAAGAUAUUGGAAAAACAAGAAAAGUCACAUCAUACUUAACAAUGUUGAAACUUGUAUUGUAUGUUAGAGUGUGGGCAUGUGGAAGGAUUACAAAGGGCAUGGCCAUGAUUUUGCUGCUAUUUCUGAAACUUUAGUUAGAUAGUUAGGCGAUGGUUGACAAUUGAGACAGAUGUAUUCGAACUGCCUCUUGUGUUUGAUUUCCAAAAGUCAGAAAGGAGCUACUUUUUCUUCUUUUCUUUUUUUUUCUAGUUCUAAUACCAAAACAAAAUGGUAGCUGCCUUUUAAUGUAGCUGUAAUGUUGAAGUACUAAUUUUGGAAGUACUUUUUAGAUGCUACUUUCUCGA